AUGGCGACAGCACCAGCACCAGCAGAAGCGUUCCUCAAGCGGCUCAUCGACCUGGUCGAGCAGGAGCGCGCUGCCGAAGAGAGCGAGUCGGCCCUCCUCUUCAGCAACGCCCCGAUCUCGCUCCUCGAGCGCAACGGCCUCGCACUCGGCAACCUGUCGGGCCAGACGUCGAUUGGCCUCGGCGGUCGCCUCCUCGUCGAGCUCGAGCGGCCCUCGGCGUACCACACCUCGCCCACCUACCCGCCGCACGACUUUCGCCCGGGCGACGUCGCCCGACUGCGGCAGCACGGCUCGGGGGGCGGAGCAGCAGGCGGGGCGGGCAAGAAGGGCGGCAAGGAGGACAAGGGCAAGGGCAAGGACGAUGGAGGCGUCGACGCCGUCGUGUACCGCACCACGGCGACCAAGAUCACGCUCGCCGUCGACGAGCCGCCCGACGACUUUAUCCUGCCCGACCGCAUCCAGAUCGUCAAGGUCGCCAACCCGACGACGUUCAUCCGCCAGCUCUUCUUCCUCAACCGCGCUCUGCGCCAGCUCGACGCGCCUCUCUCGCCUCUCCUCGCUGUCCUGCUCGGCCAGAAGAAGCCGUCGGUGGCGCAACGUAGACCCGCCGACCCGGCGCUCUCGUUCAUCGACGACAACCUCAACGAGUCGCAGCGCGAGGCGGUCGACUUUGCCCUGUCGAGCGAGGAGGUCGCGCUCCUGUGGGGCCCGCCCGGCACGGGCAAGACGCACACGCUGGUCGAGAUCAUCCGCCAGCUCGUCCUGUCGGGCAAGCGCGUCCUCGUGUGCGGCGCGAGCAACCUCGCCGUCGACAACAUCCUCGCGCGCCUGUCGGUCCCGCACCCCAACUUCCACGAGCCGAUCCCGCUCACGCGAGUCGGGCACCCGGCACGUGUCCUGUCGGGCCUGACGCGGCACACGCUCGACGCGCAGAGCGCCCAGAGCGACACGAGCGAGCUCCUCAACGACAUCAAGAGCGACCUCGCGGCGCUCGAGGGCCAGCUGCGGGGCGGGACCGGCGGCAAGAACCGCAUCCGCGGCAGCGAGCGCAAGAAGAUGUGGCUCGAGGUGCGCGACCUGCGCAAGGAGUUCAAGCGGCGGCAGGGCGGCGUCGUGAGCGAGGUCGUCUCGAAGGCCAAGGUUGUCCUCGCGACCACGCACGGAGCUGGCGGGCGCAUGCUCGACCAGUUCGACUUUGACGUUGUCAUCAUCGACGAGGCCGCACAAGCCACCGAGCCCGCAUGCUGGAUCCCGUGCCUCAAGGGCAAGAAGCUCAUCCUCGCUGGCGACCAUCUGCAGCUCCCGCCGACGCUCAAGUCGUCCGACCGGCUCACCAAGAGCCUCUCGACCAAGAACGCCAAACCCGCCUCGUCGCCGCCGCCACCCGCAUCGCCCGACGGAAAGCUCUCGCUCUCGUCCGACCUCGAGGUCACCCUGUUCUCGCGCCUCCUCGCCAUGCACGGGCCGACCGUCCGCCGCAUGCUCAAGGUGCAGUACCGGUUCAACCGCAAGAUCUGCGCUUUCCCGAGCCGCGAGCUGUACGACGGCGAGCUCGUGCCGGACCCGAGCGUCGAGGACCGCAAGCUGAGCGACCUUGAGGGCGUCGAGGCGGACGAGGACGUCGACGAGCCCGUCAUCUUCAUCGACACUGCCGGGCAGGCCAUGUACGAGCGCGCCGCCGAGGACGGCAAGUUCGGGUCCGACUCAAAGAGCAACGAGAACGAGGCAGAGAUUGUCCGUCAGUACGUCGAGACUCUCGUCAACGCCAACGUGCCGCCGACCUCGAUCAGCAUCAUCUCGCCGUACAACGCCCAGGUCGUCCUCCUCGCGUCGCUCGUCCACCCGCAGUACCCGGACGUCGAGAUCGGCUCGGUCGACUCGAACCAGGGCCGCGAGAACGACGUCGUCAUCGUGUCGCUCGUGCGCUCGAACGAGCACGCCGAGGUCGGGUUCCUGCGCGAGCUGCGCCGGCUCAACGUGUCGAUGACGAGGCCGCGCCGGCAGCUCGUCGUCGUCGGCGACUCGGACACGGUCGCGCAGGGGAGCGCCUUCCUCAAAAAGUGGAUGGCCUGGCUCGAGGACGAGGCGCUCGUUCGCGUGCCCUAGACGGUGCUCGUGCGCGCGCUCUCUCUCUCCCUCUCUCUUGGCGUAGACGGCGAGGGCGGGCGACGGCAAGAGAGAGACGUGUCGAACGAGUUUCGGAUGGCGAGCU
Molecule: messenger RNA, 2212 nt
Organism: Rhodotorula graminis WP1
Lineage: Eukaryota; Fungi; Basidiomycota; Microbotryomycetes; Sporidiobolales; Sporidiobolaceae
Exons: 9
Coding region: 1-2106 (701 amino acids)
Molecular function (GO): RNA binding; 5'-3' DNA helicase activity; ATP hydrolysis activity
Source: RefSeq, a predicted model, not a curated record